Tripterygium wilfordii is the source of this 758-nucleotide messenger RNA. RefSeq names its product F-box protein SKIP23-like. Lineage: Eukaryota; Viridiplantae; Streptophyta; Magnoliopsida; Celastrales; Celastraceae. Bases 90 to 467 code for a protein of 125 amino acids. The record is from RefSeq and is a predicted model, not a curated record. The transcript is spliced from 2 exons. Gene Ontology annotation, molecular function: protein binding.
UCUUGUAUGAAUUUUGACUAUUCUUCAGGUGCAGAUGUGAGUUCCUGAUAUCAGUUCUCCUCCGUUGGCACUAACGAAGAAAAGAACCGAUGUCGUUGACGGUGAACUGGACCCGACUCCCGGUGGAACUCAUUGAGAAGAUCUCCGAAUCCCUCACAAUCUAUGCCGAUUACGUUCGAUUCCGAGUUGUGUGUCGCACAUGGCAAACCUCACUGCCUAAAACGCCUAACCACCUCCCUCCUCAGCUUCCAUGGCUCAUGGUUCCCAACGCUAUUCCCGAUCGACCUUGCCAUGUCUUCUUAGACCUUUUGAUCAACAAAUUCUACUUCAUCUACCUCCCAGAAACUUCUUAUCGCAAGCGCCAUUGCGGUUCUUCUCAUGGCUGGCUCAUCAUCAUGGACGAAACCCCGAAUGUUCUCGUAGUGAAUCCCCUCAACCGAGCCAAGCUGAUUGGUAUGCAUGAGUGAAGGGCUUCUAAACCCACAGCUCAUUUGAUGGAGUGAGACUCUGUCCACUUUAUCUGAAGAUUUCAAAAGUAACUUGUAUAUGAUUUAGGGGAUUGAACAUGUAUAUUAUGUGCAUCCAUGCUGAACUGCUAAGCUAUGGAUCUUCAGUUUGUACAUUAUGAGUAAUCAUAGCGAAUCAGGUAUAUUUUCCAUCAAUUAUUAUGGAUUGUUGGAAUUGUGUAAUGAAGCUGUUAAUAACUUAAUAUAUCCUUUAUGUGAACAAUAAUAAAGCAUGGUUGAUCUUUUUCGGCU